This is a messenger RNA of Aaosphaeria arxii CBS 175.79, 1270 nucleotides long. RefSeq lists its product as uncharacterized. The coding region runs from base 294 to 1013 and encodes 239 amino acids. Lineage: Eukaryota; Fungi; Ascomycota; Dothideomycetes; Pleosporales. The transcript has a single exon. The record is from RefSeq and is a predicted model, not a curated record.
CACUCAUUCAUUCACUCGUUCACAUCAACUCACCAUGUACUCCGUACAUGAUAUCUAUCUAUCCACGACAUACAGUGUUGAAUGCAAACAUAGUACUACGUAUAGCAGUAUCGAAUAUGUACAUACUAUCUAUGAAUAGUGAUAUUGCUACCAAGACUCUUGCUUGGUCUUGGGGGUCUUGAUUGCGACCAAUUGAGCUUCCAUAUCCAUAUGCAUCCAGUAUUUCCAUAGACAAUAACCAUCUGUUCAACAAAAUCACUCCCACUUGCGGCAUUGAGAAGGGAAACCCACAAAUGCCGUAUCUAGGUAUCCAUUUGCACUUCAUGUUUUCCAUUAAUGCCUCUCCCGUCCACAGUAGAUAUAAUACAACAAUUGAUAGAACACAUCCAUGGCAGCGACGAUACAUACCCUACGGGAUUAAUUACUGUGACGAUGAUUGCUUGGUCGCAUUCUUGCCUUGUUCGGCCAAAACUAGCGGGAGCCCCGCCCUACCGCCGUCGGCCAUUGGCUAUAGUCUUUUCCCUUGGUUCUCCAUCAUUGGAGCUCCCACACUCUCUCGUCUCUCUCCCGCGUCCUUUUGGUCUUUUAAUUCUUCUUCUCCAUCCAACCUCCUCUCUCUCUCUUCUCUCUUCUCUCCUCACCCCCGAUCACAUCUUCAAGUACAGGCUUGCUUCCUCUCCAUCCUCAUCCUAUUCCCUUCACCACUUAGCUCCAGGUAUGUAUCCCACAGCUUCUCCGCCGUCUUCCAUGUCCCAAUGCUUUUGCCCUAUCCCACGCCGGAUCCUACCGGCUUCCUCGUGCGGCCGACCAGGCACGCCAAAGAAAUGCCUCACCUAUUGCAGAUUUUUCGGCGGCCCGUCCUGUUCAUAAGAGCGCGGAUAACCCGCCGAUAUCUGUUCUGGUCUCGCGUUCAAUGCACUGUCUCGUCACCUCCUCGACCUCCACCUUUCCAAUCGCGCGUAUCACAUUGGCCACUUUGCGCUGACAAGCUUCUUCCCGUCAACAGCUCUUAAGCAAGCUUCCAUCCUCCGACAAUCCAAAGUCAACCUUCGAGGAACUUCUUCUCCGUCACUCAAAAGGUACGCUCCUGCCCUGGGCUGGCCCUCACGGCAUCCAAUGCGCACGCGCACGAUCGCCCUUGGCUCAAUGAUCCCUGCGCCUAUCCGAGACCCUCUCCGACCACCUCUUGCCGGUUGCUCUCGCGUCGCAAAUCUGUCGAAUGCGCCUUCAAGGUGCCAUUGGGCUCGGAACGACGUCGCAAUUGAUGAAU